Cuscuta europaea is the source of this 11168-nucleotide messenger RNA. The record is from the annotation of a GenBank genome assembly. NCBI's taxonomy places the organism in Eukaryota, Viridiplantae, Streptophyta, Magnoliopsida, Solanales, Convolvulaceae.
AUUAUAUUGCCUUAAUCCAUCUUCAUCCACGCAUAAGUUCGGACCAACCUCUCUUUAAACAUCCCAGAAACAUUUCCUCCUCCUUCUCUCUUCAUUUCUCAACCCCAAAUCAUCAACCCAUCUUCAACCAUAACUAAUCACUUUCUCAUCCAAGAUUAAGUCAAGAUUAGCAUCAAAGCUCCAAGGAUUGUCAUCAAUCACAAGUUUGAUCUUCCUUAUCUCAUUAAAUCUUGUAUUUUAAUCAUGGAUUCAUCUAUUUCUAUGUUUCCCAACAUGUAUAGCUAAAUAAAUUUGGGGCUAGAAAUUGGUUAAUUAAUUGUUCUUAUAAUGUUUUAAUUUGUAUUGAUUUUAAUUGUUAAGUUUGUUCUAUUUAGAUUGUUGUGUCCAGAAAAUUAAUUAUGUUGUGUUUAUGAUAUAUAUUAUGAGUACUCAAUCAUAAACAUAUUGUUUGUUAAAUACACAAAUGAACACUUUCUGAACACACCGUUAAACUUCUUUUAUCUUGUCCCGGAUUGAAGUUUUACGAGAGAAUUUAAUUAUUUAAUUAUAUUAUUUACACCACGGGGUUGGGUAAAUAAUAUAGUUAAUAAUUAAGGUUGCCGUUGCACUUAAACAACUAGUCUCAUUUUGGCCAUCACUGGGAAAUGUUGACUAGUUACUUAUUUUAGGUGACUUGUGUUGGGUCCUAAAAUAUUUAUCUACAACUUCUCACAAUCUAUCUAAGAAUAAAAUUAGCAAUUAUGUCUUACAAAUGAGCAUUGAACAAUUAGUUGCCAAUUUCUACCCCUACUUGCUAUUGGUUGAACUUUGUGUUGAUAAAAAUCUCUUCUCUCAAUCACUUUUAUUUAAUUACUUUUCCAAGCAAACAAAAAUCAAAAGAAACGCAUUCCCAACUUCAAUCCUUAGUUUGUGCUUAAUUAUUUUAUUUCCCGCUUCUCUGUGGUUCGACACCCUACUUCCUUGCGUAAAAAAAUAGUUGUGUGCCCAUUAUAUGCUACACACCAACUUGGCGCCGUUGCCGGGGAAGCGGUUUUGAAAAAAAAAAUUGAGAGCAUAAACUUUCGAUUUUAGUUAUUGUAAAUUGUGUGUAUAUUAUUCUGUUGUUAUCUUUUUACCUUUGCAGGUUAAAAAAAAAGUGAUUAAUUAAAGUUCAAAAAAAAAAAUCAAAAAAAAAAAAUCAAAAAAAAAAAUCAAAAAAAAAAAAAUGGACUGUGAUUAAUCAUCUUACCUGAGCAUUGGAGUUGGACUUGUUGACUGAACAUAUCUGGACAUUCAGACCAUUGAACAUAUUGUUACAUUUUAAUUAAAAGGAUACUCCGCCUAUAUGGUCGGACCGCUUACUUGUACAUUAUAAUUCAAAGGAUACUCCGCCUAUAUGGUCGGACCGCUUACUUGUACAUUAUAAUUCAAAGGAUACUCCGCCUAUAUGGUCGGACCGUUUAUUUUUCUUUUUAUGGUGGUUCAAACCCCAACUUUUUAAUUUCUGCACUUUAAUUAUCGCAAUUUAAUUUGUGCACUUAUAUUAUCGCAAUUUAAUUUCCGCACUUUAAUUUCAGCAUUUUUUUUAAAUUUUGCAUCCCCAAGCUUGUAGGCCGUGUCCACUUGUUGGUGGAGUGCACUUUUUAUUUUUAUUUUUUUUCUUAAUAAUCCCCAGACUGUCGGCAUAGCUGCAUCUUGGUGGAGACUGUAUUUAUUACUGUAGCUAUUUUUUUUCUUCCCUCAAAUCACCAUAUCUGUCGGCCUAGCCGCAUCCUGGUGAAUUACUGUACAUUUUUUUUCUUCCGCAUUUAUUUUUUCUUUUCAUCUCUCUCUCUCUCUCUUUCCCAAUCCCAAUUCCCUUCUGCUUAUGCUCACACGUUCACGUGGUGCGAAUUGUGAAUUGUUAUUCUUCUCUGACAUUGAAAAGCACAUACGUGAACAGGAAAAAAUAAAAAAAUGUCAAACGAUAUUGUUGUUUAUGAGCAGGUACCCGAUCAACAAAUCGUGGAUCAGGUUAUGAGGACCAGAAAACCGCUGUAUGAUUAUGUUACGCCUCCCGUGGAUGAGCAUGACAGUGUUAUUCCACCAGAGGUUAACAUGAAUCACUUUGAAAUCAAGCCUGCUAUCAUUCAUAUGGUUUCAAAUACUCAAUUUGGCGGAGCGCCAACGGAGGAUCCAAAUAAUCACAUCACAAAGUUCCUUCGAGCUUGCAACACCUUCAAAAUCAAUGGUGUGCCAACUGAUGCUGUCAGACUACGCCUGUUCCCAUUCUCUCUACGGGAUCGAGCUCAGAGUUGGCUUGACUCUUUUCCGGAUAAUCACUUCUCCACUUGGGAUCAACUUCAUGGUGAAUUUCUCAAAAGAUUUUUCCCGCCAUCUAAAACGGCGAAAAUCCGAAGAAUGAUUCAAAAUUUCAAGCAAAAUCCCAAUGAGCCCCUCUACGAGGCUUGGGAAAGAUUCAAAGAUCUUCAGCGACAGUGUCCACAUCAUAACAUCCAAAACUGGCACUUGAUGACGGCUUUCUAUGAAGGCCUACAUGAAAAUUCUCGGAUACUCGUGGACGCGUCAGCAAAUGGAUCAUUCAUGUGCCUAGAACUUGAAGAGACAGAAGAAUUGAUGGAGCGUAUUUCAUCAAAUGGAUCAACAUGGUAUUCUGAGCGAUCAUCUGCUCCACCAAAAAUCGGAGGCAUGUAUGAAGUUGAUCAAAUGUCGGCCAUAACCACAAAGGUCGAUAGCAUGAUGAAUCUUAUCCAAAAGAUGGCACAAGUCUCUCUUGUGCAAAACUCAACAUCAACUCCAGCUCCCAUUCCCAUUCUUAUGUGUGAAUCUUGCGGUGGACAACACAAUCAGUCUACUUGUCCAUGGGAAGCAAUGGAACAACUUGACUAUGUCAACUACAACAGGCAGCCUCAACAAAAUCAAUUUGGUAAUUUCAAUCCUCAAGGAAGAAACCAUCCCGGUUUUUCCUGGAGCAAUCAAAAUGGAGCUGCUAAUCCACAACCAUCUUAUCGGAGUGCACCACCCGGUUUCCAAAACCAACAACAGCAAGUCAGAGGUGGCCAAGGUAUUGUGAACCAGCAACACUAUAAACCCACUCAAAAUCUUCUAUACCCUUCAACUCAACAGCAAAAACCACUUCUCCCCACUCCUGAAACAACCCAAACUCCUGUCCUAGAAAACAUUGUUGACCAACUUCUCAAGUCCCAAUUAUCUCAAGCUGAAACCCUGAAACAAAUCACCGAAGAACUUGGUCAACUUCGAGCUCACAACAAGAUGCUUGAGAAUCAAAUUGCUAAUCAAGCAUCCACAUCAUCAACUAAGGUGACAGGUAAGCUUCCUGCUUGUCCUGAAAACCCUAGGGAGCAAAUCAAUGUCGUCACUACUCGGAGUGGGAAACAACAUCAAUCCUCGCCCCGUUCUAGUGAUGAACAAGAACAUGAAGUGUUGGAGGAAAGGGCCGAGCAACAACAGAAAGGUGGAAACAACAACAAUGAACUUGAUGUCGGUACCAUGCCGAAACCAUCUGAUGAUCGUGAAGGGUCGAAGAAAGAAAAAAGCAGUUCGGUAAGGAAAUAUAUUCCCCCAGUUCCUUAUCCGAACAGAUUGAAGAAAGCUAAUAUGGAGGAGCGGAGAACUAAAUUUUUGAAUGUUAUCAAACAGUUGGAUAUCUCAAUUCCUUUGCUUGAUGCCAUUACAGAAAUUCCUUCAUAUGCUAAAUUUCUCAAAGAUAUUCUCACAAAGAAGAAGGAGAAUCCAGCCACUGUUGCAAUGAGCCAAGAAUGUAGUGCCAUAAUCCAAAACAAAAUUACACCCAAGUUACGUGAUCCUGGAAGCUUCUCAAUUCCAUGUAUCAUUGGUGGAUCUAAAGUUAACAAAGCUCUUUGUGAUCUUGGUGCAAGUGUUAGCUUAAUUCCCUAUUCACUAUGUCAAAAGCUACACUUGGGGGAUCCCAAACCAACAACAAUGGCGUUACAAUUGGCUGAUCGAUCUGUCAAAUAUCCUAUCGGCAUUCUUGAAGAUGUUCCUGUCAAAAUUGACAAGUAUUAUAUCCCGGGAGAGUUUGUUGUCUUGGAUAUGGAGGAAGAUGCUCGAGUUCCUGUUAUUCUCGGGAGACCCUUUCUAGAUACGGCAGGAGCAAUUAUCAAUGUAAAAAAGGGUACCCUUAUCCUUGAGAUUGGGGAUGAUAAGAUCGAAUUCAAUGUACAAGAGCUGAGUAAGGAUACAUCUUGUAUCCUUGAUGGUUACUAUGCUGAUGUUAUAGACUCUUGUAUCAUAAAGACAUUUGAUAAGUCUUAUUGGCUUUCUAAAGAUCCCAUGGAGUACACUAUACGAGAAUCUAUUGCAGAUGAGCAAGCCAAUGAAAUGGUGAAUUCAUGCCUCGAAAUGUUGCAAAGCAUAUCUUUACCGAUGCCUAAAGCACUUAAAUUUGAAGUGCUUAAUCUUGAAGAUCAAUCCUUGAAUGUCAAAGGAAAAGCACCUGAAGUAGAACUCAAACCACUUCCAUCUACUUUAAAAUAUGCUUUUCUUGGCCCGAAUUCCACUUAUCCUGUCAUUGUGAAUGCUGAUUUGGAUCUUCAACAAGUGGAAAGAAUAUUGCAAGUCUUACGAAGCCAUCGCAGAGUUAUUGGCUACACCAUUGAUGAUAUUGUUGGCAUAAAGGCAUCGUAUUGCAUGCACCGCAUUUACUUGGAGGAUGAUCACAAGCCGAGCAUUGAGCACCAAAGACGCCUCAACCCGAACAUGAAAGAUGUUGUUAAAAAAGAAAUUCUUAAACUAUUGAGUUCGGGUAUCAUUUUCCCCAUUUCGGACAGUAAAUGGGUAAGUCCUAUCCAUGUGGUGCCAAAGAAAGGAGGAAUUACUGUUGUAAAGAAUGACAAAAACGAGCUGAUUCCUACACGAAUAGUCACUGGAUGGCGCAUGUGCAUUGAUUACCGCAAGCUAAACAAGGCUACUCGGAAAGAUCAUUUUCCACUUCCCUUUAUUGAUCAAUUGCUGGAGAGGAUGGCUAAGCACAAAUAUUUCUGUUUUCUUGACGGAUUCUCUGGAUUUUUCCAAAUCCCAAUUCAUCCGGAUGAUCAAGAAAUGACGACAUUUACAUGUCCUUAUGGUACUUUUGCAUAUCGCAGAAUGCCGUUUGGAUUAUGUAAUGCACCAGGAACCUUUCAACGAUGUAUGCUAGCUAUUUUCUCGGAUCUUGUCGAGGAAAUUAUGGAAGUUUUUAUGGAUGAUUUCUCGGUUUAUGGGAUUUCAUUUGAUGAUUGUCUUGAACAUCUUGAUAAAGUGCUAAGCAAAUGUGAAGAAGCAAAUCUUGUCCUCAACUGGGAAAAAUGUCAUUUCAUGGAAACCGAAGGCAUUGUGCUUGGGCACAAAAUUUCUGAAAAGGGCAUUGAAGUAGACCCGGCAAAGAUAGAAGUAAUUGAGAAAUUGCCACCCCCUUCUUCCAUCAAGGGGAUUCGUAGUUUUCUUGGCCAUGCGGGAUUUUAUCGACGGUUUAUCAAGGAUUUUUCAAAAAUAUCAAAGCCUUUAACCAAUCUUCUCUCAAAAGAUGUGGAGUUUAAUUUUGAUGAAUCUUGUUGCGCCGCAUUUUCAAAACUCAAGUUGGCCUUAACUACUGCACCAAUUAUUCGGCCACCUGAUUGGAGUCUUCCUUUUGAACUCAUGUGUGAUGCAAGCGAUUAUGCCGUGGGAGCCAUUCUGGGUCAACGCAAAGGCAAAGAAGUAUAUGCCAUUUAUUAUGCAAGUCAUACUCUUGAUGAUGCCCAAUCAAAUUAUGCCACAACUGAAAAAGAGUUCCUUGCCAUAAUUUUUGCCAUUGAAAAAUUCCGAUCUUACCUUAUCGGUAGCAAGAUUAUUGUCUAUACUGACCAUGCGGCUAUCAAAUACCUCAUCAACAAAAAAGAUGCAAAACCGAGGUUGUUGCGGUGGAUCUUGUUACUACAAGAGUUUGACAUGGAAAUCCGUGAUAGAAAAGGAUCUGAAAAUGUUGUUGCCGAUCAUUUAUCUCGACUUGAGAUUCCUUGUGAUACCAAGAGGCCAAUCAAUGAUUAUUUCAUUGGGGAACAACUUAUGGCUGCUCAAAAUUUCGAUCCAUGGUUUGCCGAUAUUGCAAAUUACCUUUCUCAUGGGGUAAUUCCACAUGGUGCUACACAUACUGAAAAGAAGAAGUUAAAAUAUGACUCCCGCUACUAUCAUUGGGCAGAACCUUUUCUCUAUAGAAGGUGUGCCGAUGGAGUCAUUCGACGGUGUUUGCCCGAAGAUGAAGUUUCAAAUGUCUUGCACCAUUGUCAUUCCUCAGCAUAUGGGGGACAUCAUGGAAGCUCUCGUACUGCUGCAAAGAUUUUACAAUCAGGUUUCUUUUGGCCCACUAUUUUCAAAGAUGCAAGCAAAUUUGUGAAAAACUGUGAUCGUUGCCAACGUACCGGUAAUAUUGGAAGAAAGAAUGAAAUGCCUCAACAUGGCAUACUUGAAGUCGAAUUGUUUGACGUGUGGGGGCUCGAUUUUAUGGGGCCAUUUCCAAAAUCAAAUGGGAAAGAGUUCAUCCUUGUAGCUGUUGAUUAUGUUUCUAAAUGGGUAGAAGCAGCUGCCACACAGACAAAUGAUGCCAAAGUGGUGAUCCAAUUCAUUCAGAAAAAUAUUUUCUCCCGAUUCGGAGUUCCACGAUCUUUCAUCACCGACAAUGGUACUCAUUUUUGUAACAAAGCAUUGGAACGUGUCCUUUCCAAAUAUGGGAUUCACCACCGACUCUCAACUCCAUACCACCCGCAAACAAAUGGCCAAGUGGAACUUUCAAACCGAGAAAUCAAAACAAUUCUCGAGAAAGUUGUUAAUCCUUCCCGAAAGGAUUGGGCCGAAAAGCUCGAUGAUGCACUAUGGGCAUAUCGCACUGCUUACAAAAAUCCCAUCGGCACCUCACCAUUCAAAUUGGUGUAUGGGAAAGCAUGUCACCUUCCUGUUGAGGUUGAACACAAAGCAUAUUGGGCAAUCAAGACACUCAACAUGGAUCUUGCAUUGGCGGGUGAGAAACGACUGUUGCAGCUAAAUGAACUUGAAGAAUUCAGACUUGCAGCUUAUGAUAGCUCAAAACUCUACAAGGAGAGAACAAAAGUUUUGCAUGACCGGGUGAUCAGCCGAAGAAAAUUUGAACGGGGAGAUAAAGUUCUUCUAUUUAACUCACGUUACAAAUUCUUUCCCGGAAAGCUAAAGACCCGAUGGUUGGGUCCAUUUGAAGUACUUGAAGCAUUUCCAUCCGGAGCAGUCCAGUUGUUAAACAAAAGCGGCCAAAAACUCAUGGUAAAUGGACAACGGUUGAAACUAUACCAUGAUGGUGAGAGACAAGAGGCAACUUCUGUGUAUUGCCUCACUGAUCCGAAAUAUGAAUGAAGAGGCAUGGGUCAAGCUAAUGACCUUAAACGAGCGCUUCUUGGGAGGCAACCCAAGUUUGUAAAUUUCAAAAAAAAAACAAAAAACAAAAAAAAAAGCAAAAAAAAAAUGUCUAGGUUUUUGUUUUUGGACUCUAAAGGGGCCACAUCCGCUCGAAAAGACAUCUCAACAUCAUCCGUCCGCAAUUCAGGGAAGUUUUCUUUACACUCCUUUAAUUUAUUUUCCACUGAGGACAGUGCAAAUUUUAAGUGUGGGGGAGUGGGUAGUUCGACCCUAAUUUCUUGUGUGAAUAUUUUUUCUUUUUCCUUGCUUGUUUGUGUGAUUUUAUUUUCUUUUAUUUUUAUUUUGUGUGUUUGUUUAGAAAAGUAAAGACCAGUCUUGUCCAAAAUACAACAAUAGACAAACAACACAUUAGUUUACACUUUUUGUUACUAGUUACUUCCAUAACUUUUUAAAACUAUUCAUUCACCUCUUUUGACGAAAUGUGGUUUGAGUUUGAGAAGUGUCACUAUAAUUUUUUGAGAGUAACUUAGUAUUAGCUUUGAACUUGAUUCUUUUUAACACUUUAACAUUAAACACCUUAGAUUUUAUUUUUCCAAUUUAUUGGUUAAUAGUUGAAUUAGUGAAAGUUUAUGCAGAUUAAGAUGUUCAUACAUUUAUUCUCCUUGAAAUUUUAUUUGAACUUGACACAUUUAGAAAUGAUUUAGGCCAUCUUUGUUUACCCAUGAAGCCAAACACUAUCCCUUUGUAAAUAAAUAACACUUUCCCUAGUAACCUCGUUUCACCCUUUCAGUGUACAAGUGUAAAAUAUCUUACUUCACUUGUUACUAAUUCUUUUUUUUGUAACCUUGUAAAUACAUAACCUUCUGAAGCCCUAUCCAAAGUUAAUCUUUUCUAAUCCUAGAGUAGAUUGUCUUGUUACUUGUGAGCGAAUAAAUGGAGCUACUAUUAAGUGUCAUAUGAGUGAAGUACAUAUUUGUUUGUAAAUUUUGGGGUUAGUUUUUCAUUGUAAUGUUCAGUGUGUGCCCUCUUUGAAAAAAAAUCAAAAAAAAAAGAAAGAAAAAAAAAGAGAAGAAAAAUUGAAAAAAAAAGAAAAAAAAACAAAAAAAAAACAAAGAGGCACAUUAAAUUCUUGUUGUAAUUUCUUUUGUAAAACCCCAUUUUUUUUUACUUUUCAUGUUUAUAUUUCUCAUUGUUUUGUAUGCUCCAAGUUUUUGUAAAUUCUUGUGAUGAUCCGCUCACUAUUAGUACAAUCUAACCCUCUCUGUAUAUUCUUACACCAAACUUUCCUUCCAACUAGCCACACUCAUUAAUCUCGCCACUCACCGAAAAAAGUCCUAAUUGAUCUAUUUGUGUCAUUUUUUGAAUUUAGCGGAUUGGAGAAACUUGUUCUGCAUAACCCGAACUAAUUUAGAUCUAUAGGUGUUUGUGUUAAAAGUUUGAUUUGAAAAUCUUAGUGAUAGGCAAUAAUACUCGGUUUACUCUCAAUGCGUUAUUUUGUGACAUUUCAGGGUAUUGGACCGUUUAAUGGACAUUAGAGGUGGAUAUGUGAUUUAUUUAGUUAUGUUUGUAAAUCUUAUCAAAUUGUGUAUAUUUUUGUGUUUGUUGUUUGUUUUACUUGAGGACAAGCAAAAGCCUAAGUGUGGGGGAUUUGAUGUACUUAUAUUUUACACACUUUUUAGGCUUAGUUUGUUAUUUAUUUUAGUUAUUAAAAUUCUACUUUUGUACAUAUUUUUAUAAUUUGUCGUUAGUUUGUACUUGUGCAGUCCUACACGGGUAUUUUGUAUUUUCAGGUACUUUUGAUGCUAUUUGGAUACAUUAGAGUGAACAAAAGAAGAAAAAUAAAAGUUCAAGUUGGAGGUCAAUAAAAGUGGAAUUUCCUUCAAAACAAAUAAGGAGUAAAUUGAAGAAAAGAAUCAAAACUAAAAAUGAUGGAGGUGGGAUUCGAUCCCUGGAAAAAGGGUAGAAGAAUGCCUACUACAACCAGUGUGCUAAGUGAUCAAUACUGUACAUAUUCAGCUGGCAAUUGUUAUAUUCCUUCUGAACGCGGCAAAGAAAAGAACAAAAUGUUUAAGCGGAGAAUCGAUAACAUGAUCUCCGAGUUUUCCUCUGAAGUGCUUAUCUGUUGAGCUACCUGCCACUUUUGAAACUUUACUGCGCUUUGUUGUAGAUAAACUCAUCUGUUCCGUAAAUUCCAGCAAUUAAUGAUUAAUCACCUUAUCAUUAUAUUGCCUUAAUCCAUCUUCCUCCACACAUAAGUUCGGACCAACCUCUCUCUAAACAUCCCAGAAACAUUUCCUCCUCCUUCUCUCUUCAUUUCUCAACCCCAAAUCAUCAACCCAUCUUCAACCAUAACUAAUCACUUUCUCAUCCAAGAUUAAGUCAAGAUUAGCAUCAAAGCUCCAAGGAUUGUCAUCAAUCACAAGUUUGAUCUUCCUUAUCUCAUUAAAUCUUGUAUUUUAAUCAUGGAUUCAUCUAUUUCUAUGUUUCCCAACAUGUAUAGCUAAAUAAAUUUGGGGCUAGAAAUUGGUUAAUUAAUUGUUCUUAUAAUGUUUUAAUUUGUAUUGAUUUUAAUUGUUAAGUUUGUUCUAUUUAGAUUGUUGUGUCCAGAAAAUUAAUUAUGUUGUGUUUAUGAUAUAUAUUAUGAGUACUCAAUCAUAAACAUAUUGUUUGUUAAAUACACAAAUGAACACUUUCUGAACACACCGUUAAACUUCUUUUACCUUGUCCCGGAUUGAAGUUUUACGGGAGAAUUUAAUUAUUUAAUUAUAUUAUUUACACCACGGGGUUGGGUAAAUAAUAUAGUUAAUAAUUAAGGUUGCCGUUGCACUUAAACAACUAGUCUCAUUUUGGCCAUCACUGGGAAAUGUUGACUAGUUACUUAUUUUAGGUGACUUGUGUUGGGUCCUAAAAUAUUUAUCUACAACUUCUCACAAUCUAUCUAAGAAUAAAAUUAGCAAUUAUGUCUUACAAAUGAGCAUUGAACAAUUAGUUGCCAAUUUCUACCCCUACUUGCUAUUGGUUGAACUUUGUGUUGAUAAAAAUCUCUUCUCUCAAUCACUUUUAUUUAAUUACUUUUCCAAGCAAACAAAAAUCAAAAGAAACGCAUUCCCAACUUCAAUCCUUAGUUUGUGCUUAAUUAUUUUAUUUCCCGCUUCUCUGUGGUUCGACACCCUACUUCCUUGCGUAAAAAAAUAGUUGUGUGCCCAUUAUAUGCUACACACCAACUUGGCGCCGUUGCCGGGGAAGCGGUUUUGAAAAAAAAAAAUUGAGAGCAUAAACUUUCGAUUUUAGUUAUUGUAAAUUGUGUGUAUAUUAUUCUGUUGUUAUCUUUUUACCUUUGCAGGUUAAAAAAAAAAAGUGAUUAAUUAAAGUUCAAAAAAAAAAAUCAAAAAAAAAAAUCAAAAAAAAAAAUCAAAAAAAAAAAAAGUGGACUGUGAUUAAUCAUCUUACCUGAGCAUUGGAGUUGGACUUGUUGACUGAACAUAUCUGGACAUUCAGACCAUUGAACAUAUUGUUACAUUUUAAUUAAAAGGAUACUCCGCCUAUAUGGUCGGACCGCUUACUUGUACAUUAUAAUUCAAAGGAUACUCCGCCUAUAUGGUCGGACCGCUUACUUGUACAUUAUAAUUCAAAGGAUACUCCGCCUAUAUGGUCGGACCGUUUAUUUUUCUUUUUAUGAUGGUUCAAACCCCAACUUUUUAAUUUCUGCACUUUAAUUAUCGCAAUUUAAUUUGUGCACUUAUAUUAUCGCAAUUUAAUUUCCGCACUUUAAUUUCAGCAUUUUUUUUAAAUUUUGCAUCCCCAAG